CUGUGUAAAAUUGGCUGUUGAGGGAUUGGUUGAUGAAUUAAAUCCCAGCGGGUUUGGGCGGUGCCAUAUCCUGUGUGGCUCAGCUGGAAAACAGAGAAGCAACUGGAAGCUGCUCAUUGAUUCAUCCCAGCGCAGCCUUGAGCUACACGAACCUGUGCCAUAUGAGCGCUACCAGCGUUAGCUAGCUAACUCAGUCAUUCAGCUAGCUGGCCAUUGCAUUGGCUUACCAACUACAAUGCCACACUCGAGUCAUUAAAAGUGGCUCUCCAGAAUGUGAAGCCCUUCCUGCAUUGUGUGAACCAGCAGGAAAACAGACAGUCAUCAGUGGUGCAACGGACGCGGUGGCUCUGCAAUAAGGAUCAUGUUGUGGGCUUGGCUGGUUCUGCCUGCCCUGGUGCUUCUCUCGGAGCUCUCUGUGGUGAGAGUCCAGACUUCGCCAUGCCAGACCUGCCGGAAACUUGCAGAGAGUUUCAUUAAGGGCUUGGAGAAAACAUCCAACAAGAACUUUGGGGGAGGUAACACUGCCUGGGAAGAACAAAAGCUGGCUAAGUAUGCACACAGUGAGACUCGUCUCCUAGAGAUAGUAGACGCUGCUUGUGAGAAAUCAGAUUUUGAAUGUAACCAGCUGCUGGAGCAGAUAGAGGACCAAGUGGAGACAUGGUGGUUCCACAGGCAGCAGGAGGCACCAGACCUUUUUGAGUGGCUGUGCAUAGAGGAGCUGAGACUCUGCUGUCUACCUGGACACUUCGGGCCUGACUGCAAAGAGUGUCCCUCUGGCCCUGGUGGUGUAUGUGGAGGUCUUGGCCGCUGUGAAGGGGAGGGGACUCGCCUGGGAGAUGGAGAAUGUGUCUGUGAUCCCGGAUACUCCGGCCGUCUGUGCCAGAGCUGUGCUGAUGGCUACUACAGAGAGAAAAGCGCUAACGACAGCACAGGAGCCUGUGCAGCUUGCUACCACUCAUGUAAGAAAUGCUCAGGGCCGCAGGACUACAAAUGUCUUGACUGCAAACCCGGCUGGAUCCUUCAUGACAACAAGUGUGUGGACAUUGACGAGUGUGGUACAGAGCUGGCUCGUUGUCCAUCUAACACCUACUGUCACAACACAGAGGGAUCAUAUGAAUGCAGAGGCUGUGACCAGGCAUGUGUGGGCUGCAUGGGUAGUGGUCCUGCCCGCUGUAAGAAAUGCUCACGUGGCUACAGAUUGAAAGGAGCAAAGUGUCUCGAUGUAGAUGAAUGUAGUGAACGUGCGAUAGCGUGCCCCGGACUCAAUGAGGCCUGUAUCAACGAAGAGGGCUCCUUCCACUGUGACUGUGCUGAUGGAUUCAUUAGAAGAGAUAGCAUCUGUGUUGAGAACAAGCCUCCUGCUGGCCCAGAGAAGGGGCUGUUCGACGACAUGACAGACGACGAGGUCCUUGUACUGCAGCAGAUGUUUUUUGGCGUUGUAAUCUGUGCCCUAGCUACACUCGCUGCUAAGGGUGACAUGGUUUUCACCGCUAUUUUCAUUGGAGGUGUGGCUGCUAUGGCCGGAUACUGGCUGACCGAAAAGGGAGACUACAUGCUGGAUGGAUUUCUGAAGGGACGCUAGACUGGGGCCACAAUUUGAGAAAGGACCUUGGAAUACCAGCCAGUUAGGGUGAAUAAGACUCAACUGGGGGCAGGAAACUAUCCCUACAAUGCUAGCCUUUCAGGGACUCAUUUGGGAUAAGGGGAGUUACUUUAAAGGGCUUGGGUUAAUUUAUGUAUAUGGAUAGGAUAGCGCAGGAAAACAGAACUUGAAGGCUUUGAAGCCAAGAAUCUUGAAGAGGAAUAACAAAGCAACACUGCACUGAUAUAAAGGAACUGAACUUAAUCACCUACCUCAACUUUGUUGGGAACAAGGGUGACAUGAAGACCACUACUGAUUGUUAAAAUCUAUUAUGCAUUUGGAUGUCUCAUUUCCAUUUUUUUUGAUGUCGCUCAUGAAAUGAUGUCAUUUUCUUCCACACAAUCAAAAUCUCCAAUUACCGUGUCCAUAUUUUUCAUUAUUUCAGUGCUACAAAGCAGAGGUUUUCCCAUAGACUGAAUGGUACGGAAGUUUUGUUUGUGUGGGCAUGGGGUCGGAUAAGGGAAUUUUAGGAAUAAUCACCCUAAAAAGAAAGCUCAGCGAAACUCUGGGAUAUUUCCCUUUUGAACCACUGGUUAUUUAUGUUCACAGAAUUACUUUUUACCUCCUUACUUAUUGGAUGAUUCUUUUUUAGUAAUAAUGCAUGAAAAUAGGAUUUGAAAUGAAAAGUUACUACACUGUAUUUAUUUAUUUUAUUGUUUUACUUUGGCAUGGAAGAAUGACUUUGACAGCUGCUGGAUCACCAACACUACUGACAUCAACCACUUAAUGAGUGUGUGAGGAAAUGUACUUGGGUACAUACCAGCUCUGAAGUGGAUGGUCAAAGCCAUUUUUUGUUGCCUUUUAAUUUAUUUUGAAGCAAUAUUUAUUGGGAAGAUGUUUAUCAUAUUUUGCUCUUGAAAUUUCCUUUGCAUAUUUUUGUGUGCAGUUUCUUUUCAAUUGUAAUUCUAGCAGCAGAUAUAGUAGCAUCAUGUAGGAAAGCCACUGAAGCAUCACUUCAUACCCGUCCAUCUCAUUUAUCUUUGUGGACAACUUUCCACUCUAGGAAAACCAGAGUCAUUCAUUAUAGAUGUUUGCUUUACAAUAAAAAAAAAAGUCUGUCACUCUU
Messenger RNA from Micropterus dolomieu (smallmouth bass), 2708 nucleotides. RefSeq names its product protein disulfide isomerase Creld1 (gene creld1b). Gene Ontology annotation, molecular function: calcium ion binding. The transcript is spliced from 11 exons. Bases 362 to 1582 code for a protein of 406 amino acids. The record is from RefSeq and is a predicted model, not a curated record. Lineage: Eukaryota; Metazoa; Chordata; Actinopteri; Centrarchiformes; Centrarchidae.